GAAUAGCUGAGCUGUAGUUUGAAUUGACUGAGGAAGCGGAGAGUCGGUGGGAGCCAUGGAGAGCCGCUUACUGGCAGCCCUGGCCGUGCUGGUGGCCCUCACCGUGCGGUGGGCAGUGUCUCUGGGCCCCUACUCAGGAGCCGGAAAGCCACCGCUAUUCGGAGACUAUGAAGCUCAGAGACACUGGCAAGAAAUAACUUUUAACCUACCCGUCGACCAAUGGUACUUUAAUUCUACCAGCAACGACUUGUUGUACUGGGGUCUCGACUACCCACCACUGACUGCAUAUCACAGCCUCCUGUGCGCCCACGUCGCCCACCUGCUGAAUCCGUACUGGGUUGCACUGAACGCCUCCCGCGGGUACGAGAGUCUCCAGCACAAGCUGUUCAUGCGUGUAACAGUUUUAGUUGCGGACCUGUUGGUUUAUAUUCCUGCCGUCGUCCUGUACUGCUUGUGUCUGAGAGACGUACCGGCCACAAGGAAGAUCUCGUCGCUGUUCUGUAUUCUGCUCUAUCCUGGCCUGAUCCUCAUAGAUUAUGGACACUUCCAACACACGUAUAACUCUGUGAGUUUGGGCUUCGCGGCGUGGGCCGUCUUCGCCUUUUCCUUUGGCUCGGACCUCCUGGGAUCGGCAGCUUUUUGCUUCGCUUUGAACUACAAGCAAAUGGAGCUUUACCACUCGCUGCCGUUCUUCUGCUACCUCCUGGGAAAAUGCCUGAGGAAGGGCAUGACGGGCAGGGGGUUGAUUUUACUCCUGAAGAUCAGCGUCACGGUGCUCGGCUCCUUUGCGCUCUGCUGGAUUCCUUUCCUUACAGAGGCAGAACAGAUCUUCCAAGUGGUCCGCAGGCUUUUCCCGGUGGGCCGGGGGCUCUUUGAGGAUAAGGUGGCCAAUGUCUGGUGCAGUUUAAGUGUCAUUUUCAAGAUAAAGAAUAUUUUAUCUGCCGAAACCCAAUUACUAUUGAGCUUCGCCUGCACGCUGCUCAGCCUUAUCCCGACGUGUAUUAAGUUGACGGCCAGACCUUCUUUCUGGGGAUUUAAACUGGCUUUGGUCAGCUGCUCGUUGUCUUUCUUCCUGUAUUCCUUUCAAGUACACGAAAAAUCUAUCCUCUUGGUGUCUUUGCCAGUCUGCUUAAUUAUUAAUGACGUUCCUUUGAUGUCUACGUGGUUUCUGCUCGUGUCGACAUUUAGCAUGCUGCCUCUUCUGAUAAAAGACGGCUUGUUAAUGUCGUACGUCAUCACGACGCUGGCGUUCCUUCUGGCUUGCGGGACGUUCCUGUCGAUCUACGAAAAGACCUCGGAGGACGCGCUAAAACUGAAGCCAUUCUGUGUUUCUGUGAGGCGGUAUCUGCCCUGGUUUCAAAUUCCAGGAACCUUAAUCAGGCUGUCGUUUCUUGCGUCCCUAUUGGUGAUGUCCGUUCUGACCUUCGCAAGCGCCGUCUUAGCUCCGCCUCCGAGGCUCCCGGACCUAUUUCCUGUUCUGGUCUCCGCGGUUUCCUGCGCGCACUUCCUGAUAUUUUUGUUGUAUUUUAACAUCAUUCACCUCUGGGACGACAACCACGGCGGGAACAAGAAAAAAAUAUCUUAAUUUCUUUUUUUUUUAUUGUUGUUCUGUUUCUUUUAAUUCCGUAUUUUAUUUUUGUACUGUGCUGGAUAAUUGACUUAAUGUAUUAUAUGUGCAUUUUUAUGACAGCGAAGGUGUAAUAUUUUGAUACAGAAAUUUGUGGAUUUUUGGAAUUCUAAUCAAUUAAAAGCUUUUUUUUAUUAUUACAA
This is a messenger RNA of Spea bombifrons (plains spadefoot toad), 1770 nucleotides long. It is a transcript of the gene ALG6, whose product is annotated as ALG6 alpha-1,3-glucosyltransferase. The transcript is spliced from 14 exons. The record is from RefSeq and is a predicted model, not a curated record. NCBI's taxonomy places the organism in Eukaryota, Metazoa, Chordata, Amphibia, Anura, Pelobatidae. Gene Ontology annotation, molecular function: dolichyl pyrophosphate Man9GlcNAc2 alpha-1,3-glucosyltransferase activity. Gene Ontology annotation, biological process: protein N-linked glycosylation. The coding region runs from base 56 to 1585 and encodes 509 amino acids. Gene Ontology annotation, cellular component: endoplasmic reticulum membrane.